UAUGGGUAGAAUGAUAAGCUUGAAUGGUUCUAAUUAUCAUCUAUGGAAAGGCAAGAUGGAAGAUUUGCUUUUCGUGAAGGAAUUUCAUGUUCCUGUCUUUGAGGAGAAGAAACCUGAAGAUAAGACUGAUGAUCAGUGGAAAUUGCAGCAUCGCCAAGUGUGUGGUUUGAUAAGGCAAUGGGUAGAUGAUAAUGUGUUGAAUCAUAUUGAAAAUGAGACUAAUGCUCGUUUUUUAUGGUUGAAGCUGGAGCAACUAUUUGCUCGAAAGACCGGAAAUAAUAAGAUGUACAUGAUCAAGAAGUUGAUUGAGUUGAGGUAUCAGGAGAGAACUCCGAUGACUGAUCACUUAAAUGUGUUUCAGCGGCUGCUUAAUAAACUUUCUGAUAUGGGAGUCAAGUUUGAGGAUGAGAUUCACGGUUUGUGGCUUCUUGGUACAUUACCAUAUUCUUGGGAGGUGUUUAGGAUGUCUCUUUGUAACUCCGUGUCGAAUGGUGCUAUUUCGAUGGAUGUAGUGAAGAAUAGUGUCUUGAAUGAGGAAACUAGAAGAUAGUCUAAUGCUAGUUCCUCGCGUUCAGAUGUGUUGGUUACUGAGUCAAGGGGGAGGAGUACAUUUAGAGAGCCCAAGAAUGAUAAGAACAGGAGCAGGAGCAGGAGCAAAUCUAAUAAAUUUGCUAAUAUGGAGUGUCACUACUGUCACAAGAAAGGACACUUGAAGAAAGAUUGCUGGAAGUUGAAAAGAGAUAACAAGCAGCAAGGGAAGCAAGAAGAAGUAGAUCGAGUGAUCUAUUGCGGACAUACCACCAAGGAUCUUCCACUUACUUGGAUCCAACCGAGUUCUGUUCCUAGAUGCGUGUCGUCACAACUCAAGGAUUUUGAGUGGAAUGGAUAUGUAGGGAGAGAAGAAGAGGAACAGGUCUUGACAUACGUCUUAGCAAACUCCAACUGUUUAAAGCUUGCAACAAUCACUCUGAGUUUACUCACCUGCGAGUUUGAAUCCGACUUCGAGCUUGCAAAGAAGAUGACGAUGGAUCGGUUGAAAGACAUUCCUAGGGUUUUAACAGAAUCCCAGCUUAUCACUACAAGAAAUUGAAAUAUUUAUAGCAGAUUAAUAUAGCGUUUAAGACCUUUAUGCUAUAAUUGAUAUAUCUCAUAGUUUUAGAUGGCGUUAGCCAAAAUGCAAACGCUAUGUAUGGUUGGUCAGGUUUUAAUGUUGGA
Molecule: messenger RNA, 1215 nt
Organism: Camelina sativa (false flax)
Lineage: Eukaryota; Viridiplantae; Streptophyta; Magnoliopsida; Brassicales; Brassicaceae
Source: RefSeq, a predicted model, not a curated record